Rangifer tarandus platyrhynchus (Svalbard reindeer) is the source of this 435-nucleotide messenger RNA. NCBI's taxonomy places the organism in Eukaryota, Metazoa, Chordata, Mammalia, Artiodactyla, Cervidae. The record is from the annotation of a GenBank genome assembly.
GGGAGGCGGGGGGAGGAGGAGGAGAGAGCAGAGUAUACCGCAGACAUCAUUUCUACUACAGUGGCGGAGCCGUUCAGGACCUGUUUCACUGCAGGGGGAUCCAAAACAAGCCCCGUGGAGCAGCAGCCAGAGCUACAGCAGCCGCAAGACACUGUUUCUCUCCCUCUGCCCCCCCUUCCCCACGCAACCCCAGAUCCAUUUACACUUUACAGAGGAUCCGGCUGCAAAUCACCGAGGUGUUCCAUUCAAGCUGCAGAUUUGUCUGUCAUCUUUGGACAGCAGUCUCUUCCUCCACGGCUGCUUCGGGGGAGCCCGACACCCAUCAGCAGUCUGGAGCAAAAUGAAAGAGCUGAUAUCGAGGCCUCCCAAGUAGUGCUGCUACAGACCAUGAACAAGAGAGGAAGAGGAGACCUCGGUCUGCACAAACGAUCCUGA